AUGGCCUCUUCGCUCCCACCCUUCCUUCAUCCAUUUACCAGUAACAUGUUUUCCCAACUCCUUUCCUUGGGAAACAUGAUCGAUGAAGAGGGUAUGGAUAUGGCCCGUACCGAUAUCUUGGAGGGUCUGCAUUGGAUGAAUGAGGUUUCAUUGUGGAACAAAGAUAGGAAUGUCGCCUUUACUAUGCAGUGGAUUGAGUUUGAGAGGGCUUUCAAGCUUUUAGAAGAUCUUAGGGCAAACUAUCAAGCUUUGGAGAGGGAAAAGCAGGGCUUGUCUUGGAGAAGGAUGAUCUUGCUGUUAAAAAAUGGUCGUUUGCUUCGAGAGUUGGAUCAUUAUUCCCAACACCAUGAAGAGCUUCUAAGGAUGAUUGCCGAGUUGAAGAAUGUAACCAGUAAAAAGAGUGCCCAUCAUGUUGCCUUGGCCACAAAAUAG
Molecule: messenger RNA, 432 nt
Organism: Lactuca virosa
Lineage: Eukaryota; Viridiplantae; Streptophyta; Magnoliopsida; Asterales; Asteraceae
Source: the annotation of a GenBank genome assembly